GUAUGGUGAAUUAUGAAUUAAAAAAAUUCAAUAGAUAUCCUACUGAAAAUCCUGAAGAAUAUAUUGAAGAAUUUAGAUUGUGGCUUAUAGAUUCUGGAAUAGAUGUAGGGGCUGGACAUGCUAAUAGAAUUAAUGCUUAUAAUGUUUUUAUAAUAUCUCUCAAAGCUAAUAUUCAAGGAAAAAAUGCUGGUCAAAUUGGAGCACAGGUCUUAAAUUAUACAAAUGAACAGAAUGCCAGCUUAUAUA
Molecule: messenger RNA, 246 nt
Organism: Acaulospora morrowiae
Lineage: Eukaryota; Fungi; Glomeromycota; Glomeromycetes; Diversisporales; Acaulosporaceae
Source: the annotation of a GenBank genome assembly